Messenger RNA from Terrapene triunguis (Three-toed box turtle), 1813 nucleotides. RefSeq names its product ORAI calcium release-activated calcium modulator 1 (gene ORAI1). The record is from RefSeq and is a predicted model, not a curated record. Gene Ontology annotation, biological process: store-operated calcium entry. The coding region runs from base 743 to 1303 and encodes 186 amino acids. NCBI's taxonomy places the organism in Eukaryota, Metazoa, Chordata, Testudines, Emydidae. The transcript has a single exon. Gene Ontology annotation, cellular component: membrane. Gene Ontology annotation, molecular function: store-operated calcium channel activity.
UAAAAUAACUGAUUAGAGGAAGUAUUAUCUGUAGCUAACAAAUUGAACUGAUUGUUUCUGGUCAUCAUGUCCUUCAGUAUUUUUAGAAGUAGUAGAUCUGAUCCUCCUGUUUUGUUCAUGAAUUUAAAGAAGCUUUUUUGCUUUUUCAACUCCCAAUUGGUUUCUCAACUUUGAAUGAACUAGUUAUUGAAAUGAAAUACAGAGAAUAUUCUCUGCACCAGGAGAAGAGGCUACUGCUGUCAAAAGCUGCUUUACCACUUCAACAAACUCUAGUUCCAGGUGCUUAGCCAGUGACUUCCACCAGUUCAGUGGUUUAACUUUUAUUUUUAAAACUUUAGCAGCAAACGUAUUGUCUGAAUAUUUUCUUAUUCCAUUCAAAUAAUUUUAAUAGAUUUAAAAUAAAUUUAGGCUUUAAUAUGAAUUGUCAUCAUUUCAAUUUUAGUUUAGUUUUUUAAAAGUCCAGUUUUGAAUUGGAUGUUUAGCCACUCUCUGAUUUAGACUUCCCUGCAGUAUUUGGAGCCCAAACUUUGCAGCAUAGUGCUACUGCACGACAAUCCUUAAGUGACGUUGCCAAGUCUGUUUUCAUUGUCCAGACAUAGUGAGAAUUAAAUUCUAUCAUUAAAAUAUUGUAUUGAUCUAAAAUGGAAAUGUUUAAACCUGCUAAUGUUAAACCUGUUUGUAAAGUGAUGUCUUAAAAUAUACAGUUCAGUUUUAAAUCUUUAUUCUUCCUUUCCAGGUGGCUAUGGUGGAGGUUCAGCUAGAAAGAGAUUAUCCCUACCCUCCAGGUCUCUUGAUAGCUUUCAGUGCCUGUACUACUGUGCUUGUUGCUGUUCACCUCUUUGCUCUCAUGAUAAGUACCUGCAUUCUUCCAAAUAUAGAGGCUGUUAGUAAUGUGCACAAUCUCAACUCUGUAAAGGAGUCUCCGCAUGAGCGUAUGCACCGGCACAUUGAGCUCGCCUGGGCAUUUUCCACUGUCAUUGGGACUUUGCUCUUCCUUGCAGAGGUGGUGCUGCUGUGUUGGGUGAAAUUUCUUCCACUGAAGAGGCAUCCUCUUGUUUCAGCCAAUGACAACAAUUCUACUAUCACACCAGGAGAGGCAGCAGCCAUUGCCUCAACAUCUAUUAUGGUUCCUUUUGGAUUGAUUUUCAUUGUGUUUGCAGUCCACUUCUAUAGGUCACUGGUGAGCCACAAAACAGACAGGCAAUUUCAAGAAUUGAAUGAACUUGCUGAGUUUGCACGACUCCAGGAUCAGCUGGACCACAGAGGCGACACCUUGCCACCUCCUGGCAGCCACUUUGCAUAAAACUAUAUUUUGUAUAAAAAUCCCAUUUUUUUCUGCCUUGCUAUGUUGACUGCUCCCUGCAUGAACUAGCUGGACUGUUGAUUUAUUUUAAAGAGAGAUUUAUAAGUACUGUGCUAAUUUCUUACAGUAAAAAAAUACCAUGACAUCUUAGACAACUGACAUCUGAAGAGACAUCUGAUGUUGGGGUCUGGCUGCACUGAGCAUGCAUCUCUCUUCCCUCCUCUUAUCAUCUGGAUUGUUUCUUUUUAAUGUUGAAUGGUGAAUAUAUCAAUGAAUAAGAGGAAUUAAAUUUUAGGCCUCAGUAUAUGUUAGGGGUGGGAGGGAAGCCUUAUUUCUCUCUCUUUGAUGUUGAUGUUUGCUAGAAAAUAUUGCUUGUCCAAUACAUGUUGCAUGGCACAAUACAAAUUACUUGGGACAUGCAGUAAUUAGCAUUUGGUUUCAGUGCUAGUGCUGUGAUCUAGGGUUACCAUAUUUAAAAAAAACAUAAAGAGGACACUCCAUGGGGCCCCA